AAAUACUGUAAAGUCAAGUCUCACUUGGGUUAUAUUGUAGUUAAUCCCGGUUUGUUCGCAAUUUUGCUUUCAUGUAACAACAAUUUGGAUUAUUCAUUUAUUAUAAAUCAUGAAGAAUUUACUGUUACUUUCAUUUUUAAUUGUUUCCAUAUUCUCUGUCAAUCGUUCUGAAGAUGAUACAAAUCUAAUAUGUGAAGAUGGCACUAUAUGCGUUAAAAAUGGCACCUGCUGUCCCGGAAAAGAUAAUUCCAACAUGUGCUGUCCUGUAGAAAAUGCCGUAUGUUGUACGGAUGGAGAACAUUGCUGCCCUGCAAAUACCAGAUGCGAUCUGAGACAGAUGAGAUGCGUGGGAGUUCUUUUGCAUCAGGUUUCGGACUAUUCGAUCUUCUUAAAACACACCAAACCGGCGUCUAAAGUGAAUAGUAUCUGUCCGGACGGUAAACACUACUGUCAAGGGAGUGAGACUUGUUGCGUGUCGUCUGUUGGAAAUAAAUGCUGUCCUUAUUCUUUCGGAUCCUGUUGUGCCGAUGGUCUUCAUUGUUGCCCCGCUAAUACCAUUUGCAUAGAUAACAAAUACUGUUCGCCAGAUCGUGGCAAGAAUAUAUCUAUAAUGGACACCAUGUCGGUCUCUCCCCAAGACGUCACGUGCAAAGAUGGUCAUCGUUGUCAAGAUGGCGACACUUGUUGCCAAUUGCCUAGCGGCGACUGGGGAUGUUGUCCAUUUGAAAAUGCUGUGUGUUGUCCAGAUAAAAUACAUUGCUGCCCUGCCAAAACUACUUGUGACGACUAUAAUGCGAUUUGCAUUUCUUCUGACGAAAAUUAUUCAUGUAAACAAUCAUUUCUAAAUAGACCAUCGUUUUCUUUUAUAUCAUUUUAUAUAGCCAAAGCCAUGAAGAAUGUGUUGGUACUAUCAUUUUUAAUCCUUUCGACGUUUUAUGGGGAUAUCGAAUGUUUUGAAAAUGAUGCGAAUCUAAUAUGUGAAGACGGUACUGUAUGCGUUAAAAAUGGCACCUGCUGUCCCGGAAAAGGCAAUUCCAGCAUGUGCUGUCCUGUAGAAAAUGCCGUAUGUUGUAUGGAUGGAGAACAUUGCUGCCCUGCAAAUACCAGAUGCGAUCUGAGACAGAUGAGAUGCGUGGGAGUUCUUUUGCAUCAAGUUUCGGACUAUUCGAUCUUCUUAAAACACACCAAACCGGCGUCUAAAGUGAAUAGUAUGUGUCCGGACGGUAAACACUACUGUCAAGGGAGUGAGACUUGUUGCGUGUCGUCUGUUGGAAAUAAAUGCUGUCCUUAUUCUUUCGGAUCCUGCUGUACCGAUGGUCUUCAUUGUUGCCCCGCUAAUACCAUUUGCAUAGAUAACAAAAUUUGUUUGCCACAUCGUGACAAGAAUAUAUCUGUAAUGGAGACCAUGUCGGCCUCUCAACAAGACGUCACGUGCAAAGAUGGCGGUCAUUGUAAAGAUGGCGACACUUGUUGCCAGUUGCCUAGCGGCGACUGGGGAUGUUGUCCAUUUGAAAAUGCAGUGUGUUGUCCGGAUAAAAUACAUUGCUGCCCUGCAAACACUACUUGUGAUAUGAAUACUUGUACUCGUAAAGAUGACGAUUCAUCAUAUGUAAAUGGAUUUUACAAUUUGGCAAUUGCCGAUUCGAACAAAGUUAUAGAAGUGAACGACAGUCUAUUUAUACGCAGAAAACAAUAUAUCGGACGUGUUCUUCCGCAGCAGUUGGUAUAUAUACAGGAGAGGGUGGAGAAGAGUGUAUCUUCGUUUUCUGAAUUAAGGGGAUCGAAAACUACUUCGAUGAUGAAUGCUUUGUGGUUUCUAACACUUUUUGCUGUUACUGCAAUUUGUCCUGAUGUGAAUGGGGAAGAUAUUGCUCCCUUGCAAGAGUCCAAUAAUCUACUUCAGAUUACAAAGGAAGCUUCUAGUGUAAACAAUUACUGUCCCGAUCGCAUCCACAUGUGCCAAGGAAGUGACCCCUGUUGCAUCACACCAGCGGGUCAGUAUACCUGUUGUCCCUAUCCUGCAGGAAGUUGCUGCACGGACGGACUCCACUGCUGCCCCUACGGCUUGGUUUGCUACAGAAACAACACCUGCAUAAAAGCUAAGGAAGGUAGAGUCUUUACGAAACUAAAAACCUUACGAGCUCUCAAGUUUGAAGACGUCGUCUGUGAAGAUCAAACGCGGUGUAACGAUAACGCUACCUGCUGUCAGCUACAGAGUGGUCAAUGGGGAUGUUGUCCCCUUCCGAAUGCUGUAUGUUGUUCCGAUAAAGUACACUGUUGUCCGCAGGAUACCAUCUGUGACGUACGAGAGGGAGUGUGCCUCACGGGUGCCGUCAAAAUGCCUUUCUUGUAAAACAAUCCUUUUUUUUUGACCAAAUUCAGCUUACAGAAAAUGUAAUUAGUAGGAUAUUCUUUAAAAGAUGUGCAGAGUAAAAUUUACAAAAUUAGAGGCAAUAAUAUCACAAAAUUAAAAAACACUAAAAUAUUUUAAUUUUCAGAAAAUAUACAGAAUUAAGUACAUUCUAGUAGCAAAAAUAUUCCAAGCCGACAAGAUUUCCAAUGCUAUUAGCAUUAGUGAUAACAGAGAACAAAGUCCUAGUUCUAUACAUUAUAUAUAACAACAAUUUUUGUAAGGCACACUUUUGUGGAAACAUCUAAUUAUCUAACAUUACUUAACGAGAGUGAUUAAAUAUGUAAAUACAUACAAAGAUUGCACAUAAUACUUUUGUAUAAUUAUGGGAAAACUAUAUUGAUUAAAUAGCCAUACCAAAAAUCUUGUUUUCGGUUGUAUAUUUUGAAAUGUCUAUUUACAAUUUAGCUAAUAAGCGGAAUACGUUGUAUUUCUUAAUACUCGUGAUAAUUGUAAUUCUAGAGUACAACUCGAACAAACUGAUUGAUUGUGGUAAUAAACUGGAUGGAUGUUGAA
This is a messenger RNA of Centruroides sculpturatus (bark scorpion), 2926 nucleotides long. Its product is annotated as granulins-like. Gene Ontology annotation, cellular component: extracellular region. The transcript has 9 exons. The record is from RefSeq and is a predicted model, not a curated record. Bases 110 to 2353 code for a protein of 747 amino acids. NCBI's taxonomy places the organism in Eukaryota, Metazoa, Arthropoda, Arachnida, Scorpiones, Buthidae.